AUGCUUAAAAAGUACGGAGGCUCAGUAGUUUGCCUGGAUGCAACGCACAAGACGAGUGACUAUGCCCUACCACUUUUCUUGCUUGUCAUGAAAACACCGUCGGGAUACACACCAGCUGGUGUGUUUAUCAUACAGUUCGAGACGGCCCACUGUAUCGCUGAGGCUUUAGACGUUUUCAAGCAGUGGUGUGACAACUGGUCCCCACAAUACUGGAUGGUGGAUUAUAGCAAGGCAGAAAUAAGUGCCAUCAAGCAAGUGUUUCCAGAGAGUCAAAUCUCCAUCUGUGACUUCCAUAGACUACAGGCAUGGCAGAGGUGGCUGCGCAGAAAGGAAAACAACAUAUCAGAUCCAGGUGAGGCCCUGAGACUUAUGAAACAUGUAGCCAGUGCUUCAAAUCAGCAUGACUUUGACAAGGAGGUUGAAGUCCUUGUUGACUCUGAGUAUUGGAAAAACGAAAGAUUCCGCAGUUACUUUGAAGAAGUGUGGCUGUCAGUAAAGGAGCUGUGGGUCAUGUCUUACAGGCUGGAGUUUGACGUUGUGUUGACCACAAAUAACGGCAUUGAGGCCCAAAACUGCGUGUUGAAGGCACAGUACGUGAAAAGUUCCAGCGGGAAACGGUCGUUAACAUCCCUGAUCAUGACUGUCGUUCAUGGCUACCUUCCCGACAAAAAAGCGAAAUUCCGUGAGGCAGCAAGGAGGCAGUCAUCAGCGUACGACAGUACAGUGAAAAUUUUCCUGCAUACCUGCACAACCGGCCUCAUGGGUUCGUUAAGCAUAUGCUGA
This is a messenger RNA of Rhipicephalus microplus (southern cattle tick), 783 nucleotides long. RefSeq lists its product as uncharacterized. NCBI's taxonomy places the organism in Eukaryota, Metazoa, Arthropoda, Arachnida, Ixodida, Ixodidae. The record is from RefSeq and is a predicted model, not a curated record.